UUAUUUUUAGCCAUAGUAACUCAGCUCUAAUAUACGCGAGAAUAGCUCGCUUGUAUCGAUCUAUUAAUUUUUCAAUCCUUGCAAUCCGGUAAAAGCUUGAAAUUUUCAUCAAAAUUUCUAGCUGUUUGAGCUUGCGAAAAACGAAUAAUCGGUUUUUCCUUUACACCAAUUGGGUUGGGAUGCCCCCUUAAAUGGAGCGAAGAAUUUCGACGUAAUGAGCGCAAAUGAAUUCGCGGUGUGCCGCGAUUGAUUGUCAAACGAAUUUUGAAAAUGUUUGCUCUUAGCGAGGGACGGUUCUCGAAGAAAAGUCAUUUUGAAUAAAUAAAAAUAUCAGCCAAAAUCAGGGAGUAAUCGGAGGCUGCUGAUCCUUGGUCAGAACUUGAUUGGGGCUGUUCAACAUCAGACGAGAUGUUCAGUGUGAAUUACACCGUGAAUACGACACCAUUGGUGAUCGACGACUUGGACCCGGAAGACGAUGAGAACAAUUACGUGCCGUACAGCCAGCGACCGGAAACGUACAUCGUCCCCGUGGUCUUCCUCAUCAUUCUGGUUGUCGGUGUUGCUGGGAAUGGAGCGUUGGUCCUGACUCUCCUCCGUCACGCGAACAUGCGGAAUGUUCCCAACACCUACGUCCUCUCCUUGGCACUGGGGGACCUUCUGGUUAUAGUUACGUGUGUACCCUUCACGUCUAUCGUCUACACGGUUGAAUCCUGGCCGUGGGGAUUGGCUGUCUGCAAAUUGUCAGAAUGCGCCAAGGACAUCUCAAUCGGUGUUUCGGUCUUCACGUUGACGGCACUUUCGGCAGAGAGGUACUGCGCCAUCGUUAAUCCUAUACGAAGGCACGUGGCGGGCUUGAGUGCAAAGCCGCUGACUAUUCUGACAGCUACUCUGAUCUGGGUCUUCGCCAGCGUUCUGGCUAUGCCCGCCGCCUUUUUCUCCUACGUCCCCGAAGUCAAGCUACAGAAAAACCACAGCAUACUGAUCUGCAGUCCCUUCCCCGAGGAAUUUGGGGAGGAAUACAAGAAGGGUGUGGUGCUGUUCAAAUUCCUUGCGUACUACGCGAUCCCCCUCUGCAUCAUCGCCGGAUUCUACCUUGGGAUGGCACGACACCUUGAACUGUCGACGAGAAAUGUGCCCGGAGAAUUUCCCGGUGCACCUCAUCACUGUGGACAAAUCCGAGCUCGUAGGAAGGUCGGAAAAAUGGUUAUUUCCUUCGUGAUCAUCUUCAUCGUCUGCUUUCUACCCUACCACACCUUCGAGCUGUGGUUUCACUUUUACCCGCUCUCUAACGAGGUCUACGACGACUUUUGGAACACGUUUCGCAUCAUUGGUUUCUGCCUAAGCUUCAUCAACAGUUGCAUCAAUCCUAUUGCCCUGUACUGCGUCAGUGGUGCUUUUCGAAAGAGGUUCAACGAAUAUCUGUGCUGCUGUGUUCCUUCUUCGAGGCGUCGUAGUCACAGGGGCGGGCAAUUUCCUCGGACAAGAGGUGGUGCGAGCACCCUAUGCGAGACGAGCUUCAACUCGACGUGCAGACGUCACACACAGGAAUUCAAUUCGACGACUCUUUACAACCUGGGGAAUGAUAAGCCGACCUGAGGACGCCUUCGGCCGCUGCUGGCUCCUCUUCCGAAAGUCACUUUUGACGUACCGGAGAAAAAGGGACGCAGUGGUCAGUCUGCCUUUUAAAACUUUUCGCAAAACAACUUUUGGCGACGCGACUGGAUCCUCAUUUGGCGAAGGUGAACUUGAA
This is a messenger RNA of Diprion similis, 1750 nucleotides long. RefSeq names its product neuropeptide CCHamide-2 receptor-like. The record is from RefSeq and is a predicted model, not a curated record. Gene Ontology annotation, cellular component: membrane. Gene Ontology annotation, biological process: G protein-coupled receptor signaling pathway. Gene Ontology annotation, molecular function: G protein-coupled peptide receptor activity. NCBI's taxonomy places the organism in Eukaryota, Metazoa, Arthropoda, Insecta, Hymenoptera, Diprionidae. The coding region runs from base 409 to 1596 and encodes 395 amino acids. The transcript is spliced from 7 exons.